Oncorhynchus masou masou (cherry salmon) is the source of this 4207-nucleotide messenger RNA. Its product is annotated as guanylate cyclase soluble subunit alpha-2-like. Gene Ontology annotation, cellular component: guanylate cyclase complex, soluble. The transcript is spliced from 9 exons. Gene Ontology annotation, molecular function: guanylate cyclase activity; heme binding. Bases 419 to 2722 code for a protein of 767 amino acids. Gene Ontology annotation, biological process: response to oxygen levels; cGMP biosynthetic process. NCBI's taxonomy places the organism in Eukaryota, Metazoa, Chordata, Actinopteri, Salmoniformes, Salmonidae. The record is from RefSeq and is a predicted model, not a curated record.
UCUGGAGAGGAGAGGAAUACGGCCAACUGCAGGGAUGAGAGGGUGAAGGAAUGAAAUCAUGAAUAGUCCACAGCGAGAGAGAGUCGGAAAGCCGUGAAUCCACAGUGGAUGUGAUAGUGGAAAGGUGCGCAGCAGACAAUACUUCAACUGGGAUUUCAAAGGGAAAACUAGAAGGACAACGGUUAAAACCGUUAGACAUGAGAUUCAGCUGGUGAAUAUAGUCCCUCUCUCUGGCCGUCGCGAGAGCAUCUUGGUUUGGGUAAUACAUUUGUUCUCUAGCUCGUGUCGCUCACGCUCUUGACCGGUGCGCGCGCCUCCCCAUUUUUCCCACGCGAGUGAAUCUGAUGAGUCCGGGUGGUGGUGUGUUGUUUCGCCGCAGCACGCGUACGCGCCCAGACUUUUCGCGCUUAGCAGCAGCAUGUCCUCGCGAAAGAUCUCUUCGGAGUCGUUCAGCUCGAUGGGCUCGGAGUGCCUGGAGAGCCCCGGAGAUGAUGGCGACUCCUGCCCCUUUUCACGCAUCUGGAACGGCAAGAGCCCGGUGGAGAAGCUCGCGUGCCCGUUCGAGGACGCACCGGGACCCAAACGGGCGAACAGACGGAAGCGCGUGAACCUGGACUCGCUUGGGGAGAGCUUGAGGAGGUUAACGUCGCCCACGACACAGAUGGUUCAACAGUCUUUACAGAGAACCAUAGAGUUCUACAGACAGAAAGAGAUCAGGUGCAGAGAGGAUGGGAAGGAGGAAAGGAAAAGUGUUACUUUGGAGAAGUGUCCCUUUGCGGAUCAUUCUGGUUCUGGAGAAGAGGCAGACAUCUCUGGAGCACUACAGUACAUGGCUACUCUACAGGGUGUGCGGUUCUGUGAGCUGAGGGAGCAUUUCGGGGAGGAGUUCUUCGGUCUGUGUUUCGAGGAGAACGAACGUGUUCUAAGAGCGGUGGGAGGGAACCUGCAGGACUUCUUUAACGGCUUUGACGCCAUCUUAGAACACAUCAGAACCUCGACCGGACGCCGUGCCUCCUCAGAGAGCCCCUCUUUUCAAUGCAAAGACCCUCACCAGGAGGAGAGAGGAGGAGGAAGAGGAGGAGGGGAGAGGGUGGGAGGAAAGCUUCUCCUCCUCCACUGCUUUAACCCCGCCCCUGUCGUGGGAUUGGCUAUGCCUGGUCUGAUUCGAGGUGUCGCACGCCGAAUCUUCCACUCCCACGUUGUGGUGAAGGAAGCCCCUCCCCUAGCGUCCUUGUCACCCAAUGAGGACGCAGAACACUCAGGAGGAGACUCCAUCCCUACUCCCACCGCUUCUCCUUCCUCGUCUCCCUCACCCCCUUCAUUGCCUGCCCCCGUCUCACUGUCCUUCCUCAUCAGAGAAACCUUGCCCUCCUCUUCCUCCAUCCCUCCCUCUGUCACCCAUCCAUCAGAGACCUCCAAGCAGACCCUCCAGCCCCUCUCCCUCUCCCCCACUGACCUGCGCAUCGGUCCGGCUACAUUCUGCAGGGCCUUCCCCUUCCACCUGGUGCUGGGCCCCAGCAUGGAGCUGCUUCAGCUAGGGGAAGGUCUGAGGAGGCAGGCUCGGAUCGAGCCUCACCGGACCCUCUCCUUCAGGGACUGCUUUGAGAUUAUCUCUCCCAGGAUCCAGCCCACCUUCCAGGCCAUACUGCUGCGCCUGGCCUCCCCCUUCACCAUCCGCACCCGACCAGACUGCUCCCAGUCAGGCACCAAGGAGAAGGUGAUGGAGGUGAAGGGUCAGAUGAUUCAUGUCCCAGAAUCCUCUACUCUGAUGUUCCUGGGUUCCCCCCGGGUGGACAAGCUGGAGGAGCUGAUGGGCAGGGGCCUCUACCUGUCAGACAUCCCCAUCCACGACGCCACGCGUGAUGUCAUACUGGUGGGACAGCAGGCCAAGGCACAGGACGGCCUCAAGAACAGGAUGGACAAACUCAAGGCAACUCUAGAAAAGACACACCAAGCUCUAGAAGAGGAGAAGAGGAGGACAGUAGACCUUCUCUACUCUAUCUUUCCUGGUGACGUGGCCCAGAAGCUGUGGCAGGGGGAGUCUGUCCCCGCCAGGAAGUUUGAUGAUGUCACCAUGCUGUUCUCUGACAUCGUGGGCUUCACGGCAGUGUGUGCCCAGUGUACCCCCAUGCAGGUCAUCAGCAUGCUCAACGAGCUCUACACACGCUUCGACUACCAGUGUGGAAUCCUAGAUGUGUAUAAGAUUGAGACUAUAGGAGACGCCUACUGUGUUGCGGGCGGGCUCCACCGGAAGAUUGACAGCCAUGCCAAGCCAAUCGCACUCAUGGCCCUGAAGAUGAUGGAGCUGUCAGAGGAGGUGUUAACGCCGGACGGCAAGUCCAUCAAGCUGCGUAUAGGUAUCCAUACAGGCUCAGUGUUGGCGGGGGUGGUUGGGGUGAGGAUGCCCAGGUACUGUCUGUUUGGCAACAAUGUCACACUGGCCAGCAAGUUUGAGUCUGGGAGCCACCCUCGAUGCAUCAAUGUCAGCCCAACCACAUACUGGCUGCUGAAAGACGAUUGCUCUUUCUCUUUCGUCCCUCGUUCGCGGUUGGAGCUUCCUGAUAAUUUUCCGAAGGAGAUCCCGGGAACAUGCUACUUCCUGGAGGGAGGGACUUCCCAUAGCCACACCUCCCUGACAAGCUCCCGUUCCGCCCCCCCAGAGCCCCUGAGGAAAAUGUCCUACAGCAUUGGCACCAUGUUCCUGCGAGAGACCAGUCUAUAGGCUCCCAAAACACAGACACACACACACUGCAUCAACAGACACACACACACACACACACACACACACACACACACACACACACACUGCAUCAACACACACACACACACACACACACACUGCAUCAAUACACACACACACACACACACACACACACACACACACACACACACACACACACACACACACACACACACACACACACAUUGCAUCAACAUACACACACAACUCUAAACCUAUAGCCCAAACCCUACCCCAUGUUUAAAUAGGAGACUUAUAGAGAUGACAAUACCCUCCUACCCCAAACCAGGACGCAGUCCUCUUAACAACCUUCCUCGCUUGUCCAUCUAGAAACAGACACUCCUCGCUUCACCAACUACAACCUGUUGUUACCAAGGGCAACCUCCCUUUACCCUUCAACCCCACCACAAACCAGACUUUGAAGGUUGAGAGAAGAGGUGGGAAAACAACAAAAUCAACAGAGACAAUAUAAUAGAAUAAUCUAGCAACUUCAAAACUAAACUAAAGCCUUCUGCUUGUAGAACACGGUGUACUGUAACCAUGGAUACCACGGCUGGCUGUCAGUCUGGGCAUGGCAGGUACUGUGUUAUUAUCAACAACGCUCACAACUCAGUGCCUUCUUCACUAGAACACUCCAGACAUACACUCUCAAACCCCCAACAUGUGAGCUGGCUGAACACACAGGGAAAUGGAACGAGGUCUGCAGCUCUGAUGCUCCCCACAGUGAUGUGUGUGACUCUCCCAAAUCAGUCACUGUGGGGAGUCUAUGUUGUUUCGGUCCAGCUAGCAGCUGAACCACUGAGAUGUUCGGACAUUUUCUCUUUCAGUUAGCUGAAUGCAUCCACCUCCCAGCCCAUCUGUCAACACUAAACCAUGGACAUAAGCAAGCAGCACGUAAAUCCAUCCACCCCCCUCCCCUCCAUCCACCAACUCUAAUAACCGAGGUGUGGAUAGGAAGUAUGCCUGGGGGGGGGGGUCUCUAUGUCAUUCCAGAUCUCUACGUCAUUCUAUGUUUUUAGAGCAAUAACCUUGGGAUCCUAUCUCUGUCACCACUCUAGUCCCCAACCUCAUUUCUCUCUCACACACACAAACACAUAUUGGCUUGUUACAAGUAAGAAAGGGCCCGCUUCAAUCAAAUACCAUUCUAAACAUAUUUGAUUUAGCUGUGAGGUUAAAGCAUUAAAGAUAAUAAAUGAAACAAAAUAAUCAAUCAGUCAGUCACCCCAUUGAGACUAUGUUGGCUUUCCAACAGCAUCAUAAUCAAAUGUUCCAUCCCACGUUGGAGUUCUACACCAACAGCAUCAUAAUCAAAUGUUCCAUCCCACGUUGGAGUUCUACACCAACAGCAUCAUAAUCAAAUGUUCCAUCCCACGUUGGAGUUCUACACCAACAGCAUCAUAAUCAAAUGUUCCAUCCCACGUUGGAGUUCUACACCAACAGCAUCAUAAUCAAAUGUUCCAUCCCACC